Molecule: messenger RNA, 830 nt
Organism: Amphimedon queenslandica
Lineage: Eukaryota; Metazoa; Porifera; Demospongiae; Haplosclerida; Niphatidae
Product: nephrocystin-1-like
Exons: 6
Molecular function (GO): protein binding
Source: RefSeq, a predicted model, not a curated record
AUUGAUUAGUUUAACUAUUGGUUACUAUACUGUGUAUGAUGAACAUGCAAUUGAUGAGGAGGUGAAGAGUCUAAUGAAGAAACUGGAGAUAAUAGAGAGUGAAAGAGAUGAUUUACUUGAGGAGAAUGCUAAAUUGAAGGUUACAAUAGACACAUUAGGUAUCUCAUAUGAAGGUAGAAAAGUUGAUGAAAGCAAUAAGUCAUCAAUACAAUCAUCAGAGUUCGAGAAGGAAGAUGGUAAAAAGAAGAUGACAAAAGCAAUGCAAAUGGAAAUAGAUAAUUUACGAUCAUCUUUUCAAAGCAAAACAGAAAUAGAAGAAACGUUAAAUGGAGUAGAGAAAACAUUAAUUGAAAGAGAAAAGGAGAUAGAACAGUUACAGGAAAAGAUAUCAUUAAUGAAUAUACAACAACUGAAAGAAACUUCAAUUACUCUUAAAAAGGAUCAGUCAACACAAUCAAUAGAUCCACCAAAAGGAUUAGUUUAUGUAGCUAUUAGAGACUGGGAGGCAAGGAAUAGUACUCAGCUUUCAUUCAAGAGAGGAGAGAAACUUGAGAUCAAGGAAGAGGAUACUGAUGGAUGGUGGCUAGCAAGAUCCUUAGAUACUGAUGAAGAGGGACGUGUUAAUAUUAAUCAUUUUAAAAAAGAUGAAGAGAGUGAACUGUCAACAUCAGAAUCACUUGAACUAUUUCAUUAUGCAAUGACAGAAAAUGUUGACAUACCUAAAAUCAAGGAAAUUAAGAUAAGGGGCAAUGUUGAGAGAGCAAGUCUCUUUUUAUCAUUAAUUAAACAAGAUUCAUUUCUGUUAAAUCAACUUAGAAAAAAAGAACAUG